GAGGAGCUGCGGCGCGUCGAGAAGGAGACGGCCCUGAGCAGCUUCUACGGCGAGGGCUACACGGAGGCGGAGCUCGGCGCGAAGCCCAUGGUGCUCGUCAUCGGCCAGUACUCGACGGGGAAGACGACGCUCAUCUCGAGCCUGUGCGGCGGAGACUACGACGGCGCGCACAUCGGCCCCGAGCCGACGACGGAGAAAUUCGUCGCCGUCGUCGGCGCGCCGGGCCACACGCUGCCGUCGAGCAAGCGCGGCAACUACGUGUCGAUGAUGCCCGAGCUGCCCUUCGGCGGCCUCAGCCGCUACGGCCAGGCGUUCCUCGGCCGCUUCUCCGCGUCGUUCUUCCCGGAGCCCAACGUGCCGUCGCUCACGCAGCUCGUGACCUUCGUGGACACGCCGGGCGUCCUGAGCGGCGAGAAGCAGCGCGUGAACCGGUCCUACGACUUCGCGUCCGUGAGCCGCUGGUUCGCGGAGCGGUCCGAGCUCGUGCUGCUGCUCUUCGACGCGCACAAGCUCGACAUCUCCGACGAGUUCCGCGACAUCAUCGCGGGCCUCAAGGGCCUCGAGGGCCGCGUGCGCUGCGUGCUCAACAAGGCGGACACGGUCGACAACGAGCGCCUCGUCCGCGUCUACGGCGCGCUCAUGUUCAACGUGGGCAAGAUCCUCCAGACGCCCGAGGUCGUCCGCGUCUUCGUCGGCAGCUUCUGGGACGAGCCGUUGGUCCACGCGGAGUACGAGAAGGUCUUCCGCAAGGACCGCGCGGCGCUCAUCCGUGCGCUCAUCGACGAGAUCGAGGGCCUCGUGCGGUCGACGGCCGCGCGCAAGGUCGACGACCUCGUGCGCCGGGGCCGCCUCGCGCUCGUGCACGUGCGCCUCUGCCAGCACCUGCGGGACACCUACGCGCCGGGCUUCCUGCGGCGCCUCGUCGUGCCCGGGACCGCGAAACGGGCGAAGAAACGCGCGCUCGACGACCUCGACGUCGUCUUCGCGUCCGUGCUCCGAAACUACGGCGACGAGCUCUCGGCGGGCGACUUCCCGUCGCAGGCGGAGUUCCGCGCGGGCCUCCGGAACGUCGAUCUGCACAACCUGCCCUACGCGUCGGCCGAGACCGUCGACGACCUCAAGCUCUGGCUCACGGAGGACAUCCCCAAG
Molecule: messenger RNA, 1149 nt
Organism: Aureococcus anophagefferens
Lineage: Eukaryota; Pelagophyceae; Pelagomonadales; Pelagomonadaceae
Exons: 3
Biological process (GO): endocytosis; endosomal transport
Cellular component (GO): plasma membrane; intracellular membrane-bounded organelle; cytoplasm
Molecular function (GO): GTP binding
Source: RefSeq, a predicted model, not a curated record